GCAAACAAUAUUAAGUUAUAUGACUACAAAAGCCUUGUCUCGAGCUCAAGAAUCUAGCUGUAACACCCCGAUAUUUUUAGAUCUUUUCGUUUCUUGUGAAUAGAUUGAAGGGGAAGCUAUAGUGAGAUUGGUUUUCUUCGUCGUUCCGGGAGGGCUUUGUAACAUUUUCCCUGCAACUCUUGCCCAUUUUGUCUCAUAGAUAUCGUUCACAGCACGACACAAUUUGUGCAGAAUCUUGAGGUGGAAAAUCUGAAGGAAUUAAGGAUUCAUAUACAUUUUUUUUCUCCUCUCAUAUUCCUCCUUGUCUUCUUUAAACGUGUACCCUCCUUUGUCGGUAUUGCCAAACUAUAUCCCCACAGCAAUGUCAAUCGCAGGAUUGGAUUCCAUGAUGGACCAGGCCAUCUCUGUCAUUACGAACGAUGGACGUAACAUAGUGGGUAUUUUGAGGGGCUUUGAUCAGGCCACAAAUCUUAUUCUUGAUGAAUCCCAUGAACGAGUUUACUCCACUACAGCAGGGGUAGAGCAACUUGUCUUGGGAUUGUAUAUCAUCCGAGGAGAUAAUAUCGUUGUUGGAGAGUUAGAUGAAGAGCUCGAUUCAAACCUCGACUUAUCCAAACUCAGAGCACAUCCACUAAAGCCUGUUGCUCACUAAUUAAGGUGGGAUCGUGAUGUAUUAUUCAUUUGUUAUGUCAUCAGCGAUUGGAAACAGGGAAUCAGUUCAUGAAUUCAAGCUCAUGAAUUACAGUGAUAUGGUUUACUACAGCAAUUGUUGAAGCUCAAAUGUAUGCUAUCAGUGGCAUUCUUGUACAAUGGUAAUUUCAAAAGGCUGACUACUUUCCACCUCGAUGCAUAUGGAGUAGCGUCUGGUUUAUAUUGUUUCCGUCAGACUAUUUGAUUACUAUAUCAACAAGUUCUAGGAUCUAUACUUUUUUAAUAUCUAUUUUUUGCCAGUAGUUGAAGAGUAGUCUCAAAAUGCAAUUGUUUAGUAGGUCAAUACUAUUUAUACAAAAAAUCCUAUAGACAGAAGAUUUAACCUCUUACAGAAAAAAGGUUGACCGAUGCACACGGGUCAUCCAUAUUGGAGUUAUUCACAAAAGAUGACACUUUAUUUUCAAUCUUGGAUUUAAAGUCUAUAUAGAGAAACAAAUAUGUAGUGAAACUGCAACUCUUUUUAAUGAGUGUUGUUAUACUGAUGUUAAUUUA
Messenger RNA from Cryptomeria japonica (Japanese cedar), 1203 nucleotides. RefSeq names its product sm-like protein LSM8. Gene Ontology annotation, biological process: mRNA splicing, via spliceosome. Gene Ontology annotation, cellular component: precatalytic spliceosome; U4/U6 x U5 tri-snRNP complex; U6 snRNP. Lineage: Eukaryota; Viridiplantae; Streptophyta; Pinopsida; Cupressales; Cupressaceae. The transcript has 7 exons. The record is from RefSeq and is a predicted model, not a curated record. The coding region runs from base 362 to 652 and encodes 96 amino acids. Gene Ontology annotation, molecular function: RNA binding.